GGGGUGAGAGGGAGGUUAUAUAACAACCACCAUCAACAACCAUCAACAACCAUCACACAUUCAAUCCAACACAACACAUCGUACCACCACAAUGAAACCAUCAUCGAUCCUCUCCAUCCCCGCGCUCAUCGCGCUCCUCCCGGCCAUCGCCGCCCUGCCCACCACCACCCCGCACCUCGCCCCCUUGUCUUCCCAGGGAGAGAUCAUCCCGGACAAGUACAUCGUCGUCCUCAAGAAGGGCGUCGAGUUCGGGUCGAUCCAGGCUCAUCUGGAUGUCGUCCAACAGGCUCAUAGCGAGAGUCUCCUCUCCUCGCUCGAUGGCAUCACCAAGAUCUUCCAACCCACCACUCACUCCCAACAUGGGUUCUACGGAUACGCCGGGCAGUUCUCCCAGGCCACCUUGGACUUGAUCAGGUCUAGCCCCGAGGUAGAGUACGUCGAGCACGACCAGGUCGUCAGGCUCGAUUUCGGGACCGAGUCGUUCGAAUCUCAGCCUCGAGGUCACGUCGAGAACAACUUGGAGAGCCUCGCCCAGGUCACUCGGGCGGAGGAGGACUUGAUGAUCGCCUCGGACGGGUACAACAUUACGCACCAACGUUCCGCCCCCUGGGGUCUCUCUCGAAUCUCCCACCGACCUCAUCUCACCCUGUCCACCUUGAUGCGAUACGAUUACUCUACCGCCUCGCUCUCCACUUCGCACGACCCUCAGGGCGUAGACGUCUACGUCGUCGAUACGGGUAUCAACGUCGCCCACGUAGAGUUCCAGGGGCGGGCCAAGUGGGGCAAGACGAUCCCCUCGGGAAGCAAGGAUUACGACGGUAACGGUCACGGAUCGCACUGCGCGGGAACGAUCGGCAGUCGGGCUUAUGGAGUCGACAAGGGGGUCAACUUGUGGGCCGUCAAGGUGUUGAGCGACCAGGGAAGUGGGACUUUGAGUGAUGUCGUCUCGGGUAUCUCGUGGGCCGCUGAACACGCCGAACAGAGGGCCAAGGCUGCCGAGGCCGAACUCGCCGCUACUGGCAAGACCGCUUACAAGGGAGCUGUCAUCUCGAUGUCUCUCGGAGGAGGCAAGUCCGCUGCCACAGACGACGCUGUCGAUGCGGCCACUCAAGUCGCCCUCGUCGCCGUCGCUGCCGGUAACGACAACAAGGACGCCUGUGAUUACUCCCCGGCUAGGGCCAAGAAGGCGAUCACCGUCGGUGCCUCGACUUUGGGCGACGAGAGGGCUUACUUCAGCAACCUUGGCAAGUGUGUCGACAUCUUUGCGCCUGGUUUGAACAUCUUGUCGGUCUGGACCAACGGAAACAUGACUAGCAACACCAUUUCGGGAACCUCGAUGGCUACCCCUCACAUCGCCGGUCUCGGUGCCUACCUCCUCAGCGUCUACGGAACCGAGACCUUGCCCUACAUGACCGCUCGAGAGCUCGCCAAGCUGGACAAGAUCGCCGGGUCCACCCUCUCCGAAUCGGCCUUGAUCGAGACCAUCCUCGCCCAGACCCCCGCUGCGUCCAUCCAAUCGGUCGCCUCGUCGUCCUCGUCGAGCGUCUACUCGGUCGUCUACUCGGCCAUGCCCCGACUCGCUCAGGCCUUGUUCCCCGCGCCCGCUACCCAGUUGGAGUCGGUCGCCCCUAUCGACAAGGUCAUCACCACCAUCAAGCCCAACCAGCUCAAGGGAUUGUUGAUCAGCUUGUCCAGCAAGGGACUCUUGUCCGGCGUCGGAGAGGGUAGCCCCAACUUGUUGGCCUUUAACAAUGCUACCAGCGUUCCUUCCAAGAAGAACUAGACGGCGACGAGUCGGUCGUCGAUUUGCCUACAGGCGGAUCGUCUGGUUUGACGUGUGGAUGGAUACCUUCGGGUCGUCUUCCGGUUCUUAUAUCUCAGUGUAACACCAUUCUUCUUCACGGGACGCUUUCGCUCCCCCUCUCAUUUGGUCUCAGUAUCCGCUAGUCUGAUGUAACAAGUAAACACACGAAAGAAAGUUUUUGUCAAUGAUUGUGAUAUGUUUAUACCUAUGCCUCGA
Messenger RNA from Filobasidium floriforme, 2020 nucleotides. RefSeq names its product serine-type endopeptidase. Gene Ontology annotation, biological process: proteolysis. NCBI's taxonomy places the organism in Eukaryota, Fungi, Basidiomycota, Tremellomycetes, Filobasidiales, Filobasidiaceae. The transcript is spliced from 6 exons. The record is from RefSeq and is a predicted model, not a curated record. Gene Ontology annotation, molecular function: serine-type endopeptidase activity. The coding region runs from base 92 to 1783 and encodes 563 amino acids.